CUAGCACAUAAAGUGAAGCAUAGGCGCAAGUUUCAAGUCAAUCAGAGAUCAAUUGACGAUUCGGGAGAAGAAACUCGGGUAUGACCUGAAGAAGAAUGGAUUUCUACCUCACUUUAUGGACAAAGAAUCAUGCAAGCUUGUCAUGAAUAGAAAGAGGACGAUACUACGAGCGUCUGAGAUCAAACGGCGACUGAUUCGGAGUCCGGACGAGGGAGAAACGAAGCAUUAAACAGAGGUUGAGCAAGCCACACGGGCACAACCCACACGGCCGUGUGACCUGGCCAUGUGGCCGUGUGGAAAUCACCGAGCCUUAACACGGGCAGAGGGGAAAGCCACACGGCCGUGUGGCCUGGCCGUGUGAGUCGGGAAUUGCUGUUUAAAACCCGAUUUUCAGCAAAAGGAAAGGGAGAGAGCUGGGUUUUGGAUCCCAAACACCCAAGGGACGAACCCUAGAGAGAGAGAGAGCGACUUGGGAACAUUCUUGGAGCUAUUUUGGAGGAUUUCUUCGCCAUUGGAGCUCGGGAAUCAAGCUUGGAGAUGGAGAUUGAAGAUCUAGAUCAGAUUUCUGCAGUCUCUCUCUUCUCUAUGGAGUAACUUCCCUUCACUUAGGUUUUGAGGAACCCUAGUUCCAUGAGUUAGGAUCUUUCUUGUAUGAAGUUUUGAAUGCUAUAUUGUUUGAUUAUAAUCGAAUGAUGCAUGUUUAUUGAGUCAAUUGAAGUCUGAUCAACUUUUCCUGAUUUCUGCUGCAACCUGAGAUAGAUAGAAUCUGAUUAGGUUGUUAGAGCCUCAUCAUUCGGUAGUAGGAGAUUGGCUAUACGAGAGUUAGCCAGUUUACUGCUUUGUACUGGAAUCCAAUUCCAGUAGUGGAGUUCUGUGCUUAUUGCUUCAGCUGUCUAUCCCGGUGAAGACUAGUCGUCUGCCGGAUAGUUAGACUCAGAGGGCUUGGUCAGCUUAAGAGAUUCCAAGCUACUGUCGGAUCUUCCGCAGUUUAAUCAACAGUAAAACAACCAAAAGGAAUUACAACUUGGACCUAAUUGAGGAGCUGGGGGGAAUCAUACCUAAGCGAGUUCCCAAACUGUAAUUAGUAGUUUUACUUAGUUUAGUUAGUAGAGUAGUUUAGUUAAUCAAUCCUUAAUCUAGUUUGCUAGAUAAUGAACUGAAGCUGAGUAAUAGUAACUCUAGAGACCCGUGGAUUCGAUAUUUAUUACUUGUGCCACUAUACUGCAGUCCCUUUCAUUGGUUACACUUGGCCAUUGUUAGGUGUUGUGUUUUAGAGCAUCAAGUUUUUGGCGCCGUUGCCGGGGACUUUCUAGAUUAUUAGGAAAGGCAGAAGUUUGUUACUUUAGCAUUUUUCUUUUCUUUUCCACCCUUGCUUUUCACUUGGGUGUUUUUUGUUUUUGUUGGUGCAGAUCUGAAUCAUGGAUCCUCAUGGCUUCUCCAACCAUUGGGGGUAUCCACCACCAUCCGAGUGGUGUUACCCCGAGACUCCCUGGAGCAAUCAAGGAGGAGAAGACUAUGGAUUCGGGUUCCAGUACCAACCCCCUUACUACGGAGAACAAUCAGACCCCUGGGCAUAUCAAGAACAAGCUCAUUACCAAGAAGACUUUCUCCCACAACCAGAAGGGCCAUCGGAGCUGGAGUUACCCAUGGCGGCCUUCACGGGCCACUCUGCAGAGCCAUGCUACACUUCACUGGAGGAUCCGAACGAACAAUUAAGGCUUCUCGUGGAGCAGUUUGCUCGAGACACUGAGAAAUCAUGCUCCAAGAUGGAUCUUCAAAUCAAAGCCCUUGCCACUUCCGAUCCUUCAUUUCUCCAUGAUAUGGAGGAGACUGUUCAGCGCUCAGCGAAGCAAACAGAGUGGGUGAAGCAAGUUUGCUCACAUCUUGCUCAAGAUCACCUUUCUGCUACCACGCUAGAAGAGGUGGAGGAUGACAAAGGCUAUGGGAGCGUUGAGGAGCAUACAGAAGUUAUCACAGAGAACUCCCAUAAUAACCAUGAUCAGGAAAGUCCUUUGGUUGCAGACCACACCUUUCCUCAUUUAUGCUCUAACAUGCUGGGCCCGUGCGAGGAGAUGCAAGAUGAUCCCAUUGAAGAAAUUGAUUGGCGACUUGAUCUCCAAUCUGUUCUAGAAGAAGAAGAGCGAGCAAGGAUGAGGAAGGAAGUUGUGGAUGAUGAGGAAGAAAGAAAAGAAGAGGUGGUUCUUGAUCUUUUCCCAGGGGAGAGACCACAUUUUGAAGAAGGAAGGGGGGUUGAGGAAGCAAUUGGCGUCCAGGCUGAGGAUGAAGUUGAGGUGGAAGAGGCAUGCACCGGCCAUGAGUUGCAAGUAAUAUCCCCACCAAACUUUGAGGAACUGCUUCGCAAGGACCCAUUUGCAGUGUCUCUUUGCCAAACCAAGGCCACAUCGACAUCGGUCCCUCUUGGUAGACGCGAUGGUGGUCGGUCGAUGCUGUCAUAUCUGGUUUGGGGCAAGGAGACGAGAGAAGAGAAGAAGAGGUCUCGAGGGUGGAGACUUCAUCUGCAUCAAGUACAUGAGCCUUUAUCACCUGCCACACCACAUGCUCGUGACUUGAGACUCCACCUCAUCGACGAGAACCUCAACUUCAAGGAGGUUCUAGCAUGGACCGAAACUUAGGAGCCAUCGUCCGGCUCACGACGUGAAAGAAGCGCUUUUUGGGAGGCAACCCAACCAGUCGGUUUGCAUUUCUUUCUCUAUUUCUCCUCGGUUGAGUCAGUUUUGUUAUUUGAUUUUAGAGUCAUAUACCAAGCAUCCAAAGAUGCGGAGAUGCUGGUACUCGGCAACCUUCCCAAAUAGAGACUUAAAAGGGGAUUUACCUGUUGCCGUAGUAGGUAAACGGUUGAUGAGAUAAACCGCAGUAAGGACG
Linum trigynum is the source of this 2883-nucleotide messenger RNA. NCBI's taxonomy places the organism in Eukaryota, Viridiplantae, Streptophyta, Magnoliopsida, Malpighiales, Linaceae. The record is from the annotation of a GenBank genome assembly.